Messenger RNA from Trichoderma asperellum CBS 433.97, 2526 nucleotides. RefSeq lists its product as uncharacterized. Gene Ontology annotation, cellular component: ribonucleoprotein complex; cytoplasm; nucleus. The record is from RefSeq and is a predicted model, not a curated record. Gene Ontology annotation, biological process: poly(A)+ mRNA export from nucleus; nuclear mRNA surveillance. Gene Ontology annotation, molecular function: mRNA binding. Lineage: Eukaryota; Fungi; Ascomycota; Sordariomycetes; Hypocreales; Hypocreaceae.
AUGGAGACAUCCAGAAUUUUUGUAAAAGGCCUCCCGCCUAACAUCACAGAGGCGGAUGUUCGGAAGCAUUUUUCAGCCAAGAACCGCGAGAUCACGGAUGUCAAGCUGAUCCCCCAGAGGCGUAUCGGCUAUGUCGGUUACAAAACACCCGAAGAUGCCCAAGGGGCCGUCAAGUACUUCAACAAGUCAUACAUUCGUAUGUCCAAGAUAUCUGUCGAGCCCGCUAAGCCCAUCUCAGAUCCAGCCCUUGAUAAGAGCCAGAGAGCAGUUCAUUCCGAUGCGCGUGUGGCGAACAACCCUCGUCCCCAUCUGAAGGAGGAGGGUGAUUCUAAGAAGCGGAAGCGAGAGGAUCUAGAUGAGUCCGAUCCCAAGCUGCGAGAGUUUCUCCGCGUGAUGAAGGCGGGCAAGGGGGGUGUCCUUGCAGAUGAAACAAAUCCUGACGCCGACAUGACCGGGCUCGCCACAGGUGGUGAGGCCCUUGUUGAAGAGGGCGAGAGUGAUAACGAAUAUGAGCAAAUCCCCAAGAGACAAGAGAAGCUUCGCAAGACAGAAUCGUCUGAAGCGAGUCGAAGUCUGGUGAUGAACCAACGACUACCUAGGGAGACGACUUUAGAUGAAGGAACCCAAUCUGUGGCAGAAGAAGUUGUAGCCGACGAUGUGAAACCCCAAGAAACCGAGGAGGCCCCUCAAACGUCAGUUGAUGCAACAGAUGACGACUGGUUAAGGUCACGGACAAACCGAUUGCUAGAUCUGGUCGACCCUGACGACCUUCCCCAGCCUGCCGAACAGGCAGCGCUUGAUGAGGCCGUGCGAGAUGACGGAGAAAACACCAACACACUGCAUUCCUCUCAUGAAGUCGUUAGUGAAGAUGCCCCUGACCAAGCAAAUGAUCAGGGAGCAGAAGCUACGGGUGCAGAUGAUGCGAUUGCAACUAUCACCCGGACGUCUCGGCUCUUUGUCCGAAACCUUCCCUAUACUGCUACGGAAGAAGAUCUCCAUCAGAAGUUUGGAGAAUUUGGCACUUUACAAGAGGUACAUUUGCCAACCAAUGCUUCUGGAGUCCGUAAGGGAUUUGCGUUGGUGCUUUACGAUGAUUCAUCCGAUGCUGUGAAAGCAUUUCAAGCUCUCGAUGGGGUAACUUUCCAGGGGCGAAUUCUGCACAUCAUUCCAGCUGAAGCCAAGAAGCUCCAGGACGAGUUUGGAAUGUCGAAAUUACCCCUGAAGAAACAAAACCUGAUACGCAAAAAAGCUGAGGCGUCAACAAGUGUCUUCAACUGGAAUUCAUUGUAUAUGAGCCAGGACGCUGUAAACGCCUCAGUUGCGGCGCGUUUGGGUGUUUCAAAAUCUGAAGUGCUUGAUCCUACAUCUGCGGACGCGGGUGUUAAGCAAGCUAUCGCAGAAACGACAGUCAUCCAGGAAACGAAGGCUUUUUUUGCUUCAAACGGCGUGGAUUUGGACGCCUUCAAAUCACACAAGCGUGGUGGGACGUCCAUUCUUGUUAAGAAUUUCCCGUAUGGUACUUCUAUGGAAGAACUCCGGAAAAUGUUUGAGGAGUGUGGCCCAGUUCUCAGAGUUCUCAUGCCCCCGACCGGCACCAUUGCCAUCAUCCAAUUCGCCCAGUUGAACCAUGCAAAGGCCGCAUUUGGCAAGAUGGCGUACCGUCGAGUCAAAGACAGCGUCCUUUUCUUGGAAAAGGCGCCAGUCGAUCUCUUCAAGAACGGCUCCGCUCAGGAUCAAGCUAGCCCCCUUGGGGAACAGCGCACGGGGGUCCAAAAAUUGAGUGUGGAUGAUUUGCUGUCAAGCGGCGAUAAGGUAGAGGAACCUGCGGAAACCGCAUCGCUCUUUGUCCGCAAUUUAAACUUUGCCACGACAACCAACAGACUGGCAGAAGCUUUUGAACCUCUUGACGGAUUCGUCUCAGCUCGUGUCAAGACAAAAAUAGAUCCUAAAAAACCUGGCCAGACGCUCAGCAUGGGCUUUGGCUUUGUAGAGUUUCGGUCUAAGAGUCAAGCUCAGGCGGCUCUCAAGACCAUGGAUGGCUACGUCUUGGAUGGUCAUACUUUGGGUGUCAAAGCCUCGCACAGGGGCCACGACGCCGCAGAGGAGAGACGGCGGGAGGACAUGGCUAAGAAGGCUGCGGCUCAGAGAACCAAGAUCGUCAUCAAGAACCUGCCUUUCCAAGCCACAAAGAAAGACAUCCGGACUCUAUUUGGUACUUAUGGCCAACUUAGAUCUGUCCGCGUUCCAAAGAAGGCCGACUAUACCGCAAGAGGUUUUGCAUUUGCUGAUUUUGUAACCCCUCGAGAGGCAGAGAAUGCACUAAAUGCAUUGAAAGAUACCCACCUUCUCGGGCGGCGACUAGUAUUAGACUUUGCUGCCGCCGAGGCUGUCGAUGCUGAGGAAGAGAUCGAGAAGAUGCAACGCAAGGUAGGGGGCCAGGCCAAUAAAAUGGCCCUUCAGCAGCUUACUGGAGGAGGGAGGAAAAAGGUUACUAUUGGCAAUGACGAGGAUGAGCUUGAGGCUUAA